Scomber scombrus (Atlantic mackerel) is the source of this 4152-nucleotide messenger RNA. It is a transcript of the gene tgfbi, whose product is annotated as transforming growth factor, beta-induced. Gene Ontology annotation, molecular function: cell adhesion molecule binding. Bases 78 to 2114 code for a protein of 678 amino acids. Gene Ontology annotation, biological process: extracellular matrix organization; cell adhesion. Gene Ontology annotation, cellular component: extracellular matrix. The record is from RefSeq and is a predicted model, not a curated record. The transcript has 17 exons. Lineage: Eukaryota; Metazoa; Chordata; Actinopteri; Scombriformes; Scombridae.
GCAGCAGCAGCAGCAGUCAGAGAGGAAGAGGAGGAAGAAGAAGCAGCAGGAGUAUUAACUGUGUUCAGAGAGACAAGAUGAAGGUGUGUCUGCUGGUUCUGGGUCUGUCCCUGGUCCUCACCGUCUGUGUGGCCCGGUCCCCCUACCAGGCGGUGCUGCAGCACAGCAGGAUCAGAGGCCGGCAGCAGGGGCCCAACGUCUGCGCCAUGCAGCAGAUUAAAGGCACCGAUAAGAAAUAUUUCACCAACUGCAAACAGUGGUACCACCGCAAGAUCUGUGGCCAUCCAACGAUGAUCACCUACGAGUGUUGUCCUGGUUACGAGAAGAUUCCUGGAGAGAAGGGCUGUCCUGCAGCGCUGCCUCUGGUGAACAUCUACAACACGCUGGGUGUAGUCGGAGCGACAACCACUCAGAUGUACUCUGACCGAGCAAAGCUGAGGGACGAGAUCGAAGGUCCGGGAAGCUUCACCUUCUUCGCCCCGAGCAACGAGGCCUGGGCGGCUCUGCCCACAGAGAUCCUCGACGCUCUGGUGAGCAACGUGAACAUCGAGCUGCUGAACGCUCUUCAUUACCACAUGGUGAGCCGCCGGCUGACCUCCGAGGAGCUCAGACACGGAUCCUCCUUCGCCUCCAUGUACCAGGACUUCCACGUGCACAUCCACCACUACUCCAACGGGAUUGUGACGGUGAACUGUGCUCGUCUGAUCAAACCUGACCAACACGCCACCAACGGCAUCGUGCACGUGGUCGACCGCGUCAUCACCGCCAUCUCCAACAACGUGCACACACUCAUCGAUGUCGACGACGACCUGGAAACACUGCGUACGGCCAUCGCUGCCGCAGGUCUGACCAACAUCUUGGAGAGCGAGGGUCAGUACACCAUCUUCGCUCCCACCAACGAAGCCUUCGAGAAGAUUCCUCCAGAGACCCUGAACAGGAUCCUGGGAGACCCCAUAGCUCUGAAAGACCUUCUGAACUACCACAUCCUGAAGAACAUGCAGUGUGCAGAGUCCAUCGUGUCGGGGACGCCGAUGGAGACGCUGCAGGGCACCGUGCUGGAGGUCGGCUGCGAGGGAGAUCAGAUGACUCUGAACGGGAAAGCCAUCAUCACCAAGAAGGAUCAGCUGGGAACCAACGGAGUCAUCCACUACAUCAACGAGCUGCUCAUCCCCGACUCAGCCAAAACUCUCCUGGAACUCGCCGACGGUUCAACUGUUGCCACGGCAACCAAGCUUUUCGUUGACGCCGGCCUGAGCUCUCACCUGACGGGCUCUGAGCCGCUGACCAUGCUGUCUCCUCUGAACGAAGCCUUCAAAGGAAGUCUGACGAUGACACCCGACAUGAGGAGGCUGAUGACCAAUCACAUCCUGAAGGAGCAGCUGUCCUCCAAGUCUCUGUAUCACGGUCAGGAGCUGGAGACGCUCGGAGGACUCAAACUCAGAGUCUUCGUCUACAGAAACAACCUCUGCAUUGAGAACGCCUGCAUCGCCGCCCACGAUAAGAUGGGACGCUAUGCCACCAUGUUCACCGUGGACAAAGUACUCGCCCCCCCAAUGGGAACCGUGAUGGACGUGCUGAAGGCUGACGACCGCUUCAGCCUCCUGGUCGGUGUGAUCCAGACUGCAGGUAUGACGGAGCUGUUGAACCAGCAGGGGGCGCUGACCUUCUUCGCUCCCACCAACGACGCUUUCAACGCGAUGCCGAAGCCUGAAUUCAGCAGACUGAUGCGUAACCCUCAGGAGCUGUCAGCAGUACUGAAGUAUCACCUUGGUGAAGGGAUGCUGGUGAGCGGAGGCGUUAGUGGGUCUCACACCAGAGUGAAACCUCUGCAGGGAGAGAAGCUGGAGCUCGGCGUGCGGAACCAAACCGUGUACGUUAACAGGAUCCCGGUGGCGGACGCAGACCUGAUGGCGACUAACGGAGUCGUUCACGCUAUGAACAGCAUCAUCAAACCUCUGCCAGUGAAGGUGGACCGUGAACAGGCUGACGGACCUGCAGCGCCGCUCAGAUCAGCUGCUUCCUCCAGGCUCGACUCCAGGAGCUUCAGAGACGAUGAUCUUUUCCAGAAGGUGCUGAAGAGUCGCUCCAGCAGGACGAUGAACCUCAGCCGUUAAACCGAGCGAGAGGACGAGACAAACGUCCCAACUCAACAUCUGAGCAACCAAAGAAGAAGAAGAAGAAGAACAGAUUUACGUUCUCACACAAAAAGAGAAAAAUCCCCCUUUAACCCUCCGACGCUCCUGCUGGUUGGUUUUAAUCAUGGAGACAGAAACCAGCUGGUUUAAUAUUACAAAUAAAAACUUCACCUUUUCUUUUUUUUUGUCGUUUGUUUACGUAAGUUGUUGAAAGGAAUUCUGGGAAAUGUAGGCAACCACUAAGUGAAGCGACGAUUCUCCUCGUUCAGUUUUUACAUUUCUAAUUUUUCUUUAAUCUUUAAACUCUCUCAAUCCCAGCGGUUUAUAUUAGUCACUUUAUUUCUGGCUAAACUACGAUACCCACGAGCCUCGGCUGCUGUAGCUGAACAAAAAGUGUCUCCAUGGUUACCGAAUGAUCUCAAAGUGAUCCAGAGGUGAAAACUGAACUGAUUUAAUCUGUAGAUUGUAAAAUAAAUUGAAUCUUUCGCUUCUGCUCACCGAUAGCGACGCACGUGAUUGGCUGUCUCUGGCUGAAAUGCAUCCUGGGAGUUGUAGUCGACUUCUCUUCCUCAGUUUUUCAUGUCUGCCGGCUUCGAAAACAAAUAAUUAUUGUUUAACCUCCUGAGACCCAGGAUGUUGUUUGCGAUGCAUUUAUAAUUUCUCCUAGAUAUUUUAGUCGGACCUGAUAAAUACAAAAAGUGUAUAAAAUAGUUUCUUUCCGUACAUUUACACUUUCCCUUUGCACAACCAAUAAUAACGUCCUGAUGAUAACCAAGCUACAGAUGUUAUUAAGCAUAAAUAAACAAGUUUCAACCAUAAAAUUUGAAGGUUUUGAAGCUGGGGAUCAGCUGUUGAUUGAUUUUUACACUGUAAUGUGCUUUUGUUACCACUAGGUGGCACAAAAUGUCGUGUACGGACGAGGACAAACAGGUCAAAGUUCAGCAGAAUGACGUAAAAGGUCCAGCGAAGCUUAAAUGUAAUGUUCCUGUAUGAGGAGGAAGAGUCACAUUUAAUCCUGUAGCUGUCGGUAGUGUUAGAAGAGCUGCAUAUGAUCGGCCCACAGACUUUACAUUGUGAUGAUUUAUAAAUCUCUUUUCUUGUCUCGAGGAAAGUUAACAAAUAUAAAACCUCCAUGGAUCAAAAAUCAAUAAGAUAAAGAGUCAUAAUUGAGCUUGUCUGCAGUUUUACAGACAUCUCUUUUAUAAAAGUCAGUUAUUUUUACCUGCAGUACCGCGAGUGACCACUGGGAGACUCGGUGGCGCUCUAUCAGCUCUUAUAAAACAUCUACAUGCAGAACUUAAACCUGUCCAGAUGUCUCGUCCUCCUUCACAGCUUUCUAUCUGCUCAUCAGAGUGUUGGUGAAAUAAACGCUUCACUUAUCGUAAAGUUAUCGUAAAGUUAUCGUGAGUUCAGGAAGCCGCGGCGUGGCUUCGUCUUGAGGUUUUUUUUAAUGUUCCUGGGAGGUUUGAGAGGAUCUGAGGGGGAUUUUUCUGCUUUUUUAAAAUUUCUCAGACAGAAGAAGAUGAAUAAUUGUUUGUGAAGACGCUUUUUAUACUUUGUGUUUGUUUUAAAUCAGUGUUCAUGUUGUUGUUACACACUAGAAAUCACUGCGUUAGCAUCGGACCCAGUUUGUGUCGACGCAGCACCGACGGACUCAAACUGAAGCUCGUUGUAAUCUGAACGUUUCUUAUUGAUCGGUAAUAAGUUGUGUAUCUUCUGAAUGUUGUGUAGCUGGUUGUGUUAUUGGUGCUAUUUUAACUUAAACUGGGUCAGAUUUAAACCUUGUUCUUGUUUUAUGUGUAAAAAAAAAACUAAAAACUAAAAAAAAACUAGUUUUGACCGAAUGUCACUUUCUGAACUUCCCGCCUGUAAGAUAAAGUGUUUGUACUCUGUUGACGUCCUGCAGCAUGUCGGCAGGUCGGAGCUCAAACUGAACCAGCUGACGAUGUUUCUGAGGUUUUUAGGAUUGUUUUUUUCCUUUUUGUGUUUUUGUAAAAUAAAACUGAAAAAUGAGCUC